Solanum dulcamara is the source of this 2445-nucleotide messenger RNA. Its product is annotated as formin-like protein 20. The coding region runs from base 250 to 2004 and encodes 584 amino acids. Lineage: Eukaryota; Viridiplantae; Streptophyta; Magnoliopsida; Solanales; Solanaceae. The transcript has a single exon. The record is from RefSeq and is a predicted model, not a curated record.
AAAAAAUGACUUUUCAAUAUUCCCCACAACUGCUCCAUUUCCAACCCCACAAGUAAUCUUACAACUCCCAAAUCCAUAAACUUUAUAUUAUAAAUAUAUAUUACAAACUACAAAGUUCUUAAUUUUAUCCAUCCAACAAAAAUUGUCAAACCCAAAGUCUUAAAACAAAGCAAAUACAAUACAAUACAACAAGAACAAAACAAAGACCAAACCAAGUGUGACCAAAAGAGCUUCUUUUAGCCUAAAUCAAUGGCAGAUGAUGGGGAAAACAUGACCCCAUUUUGGCUACAAAACACCACCGAUCUCCGGCGUACAGAGAGGCUACGCCACCGGGUGUCGUCUCUCUUCUUUAACGCCGGACUUUUGCUCAUUAUUCUACUGGUAACGGCGGGUUUCUUCUUAGUUUUUAUAGUUCCUUCGACUCUGUCUAUAUUUAAACCAAACAAUGUAAAGAAAAGCUGGGAUUCUGUUAAUGUAAUAUUGGUUCUAGUUGCUGUGAUUUUUGGUUUUCUCAGCAGAAACAAGAAUGAAGAUAAUCAACAAACAACUUCUCCAAUUAACAGAAACCAAAUUCAGAAAUCGAAUCCAUCAACACCAAAUAGUCGAUGGUUUAGUGAAAUUGGAAAUCCGAAUCCAAAUCCAACAACACCACGUACAUGGUUCGAUAAUGGAGACCGGAAUACCUUUAGCAGUAAUGGUGGUGGUGGUGGCGGAUUGAGGAGGAGUGUUAGUUCAUACCCUGAUUUGUGUGAAGUGUCGCCGCGGUGGAUCUCGGCAGAAGAUCAUUGGAGGUUCUACGAUGAUACUCAUGUUGAUAGUUAUCGAUUUUCCGAUCCCGGUCAACUUAAUCGCCGUCGUAGCUGGAGGGAAGUUGAUCCUUCUCUGGAACCUGAAAUUAAAACUAUUUAUGAAGAUCCUUUAGGAUCCAAUAAUGUUCCUAUAUUUACUCCAGCAUCUUCAAUUCCGCCGCCGAUCUCACCGCCGUCACCUCUGUCUUUCCCUCUGCUAGCUCCGGCACCAGUAUAUGAGGAGAAAGUGAAGAGAGCAUCUCAUAGUGUUUCGCGUAAAACGGAGAGAGCAAGCAAGAGGAGGGAAAGGGAAGAUCAUGAACGAGAAGUAAAUAAAGUUAUUAUGGCACCGGCGACGCUUCCUCCACCACCACCACCUCCACCUCCGCCGCCGCAGCCAUUGCCACAAUACGUAGAGCAGAGGAGCAGUAAAAGCGAUCGGAAAAGAGGUGGUGCAAGUGCUACAAAGGAGUUUAUUAACUCUUUAUAUCACAAAAAGAAGAGAAAAAAUAGAUCAAAAAGUGUUGAUAAUUUUGAUGCUCUUCUCCACAAAUCAGAACCUCCUCCACUCCAUUACCAACACCCGGCAUCAGCCACUCCACCACCACCACCACCUCCUCCGCCACCGCCGCCACCUCCUUCUCUGUUUCAAAACUUGUUCACAUCCAAAAAAGGCAGAAAAAAGAGAAAUGCACCUCCACCACCACCACCACCUCCUCCGCCAGUCAAGGCGGUGCCGGUCAGGAUAUCUAGACCAAAUACCCAAAAUACCCCAAUCACCAAAACUCCAACACCAAAGCCAGUGAAAAUAAGAAGCUUCGACAGUGUGGAAGAAAACUCAAACAGCGGAGGAGAAUCGCCGUUGAUACCAAUUCCACCACCACCUCCACCACCUCCGUUCUUCAGAAAACACGCCUGGAAAUUCGUAGUACAAGGCGAUUACGUGAGAAUAGACAGCACCGUCAGUUCACGUUCUGGGUCGCCUGAACUUGAAGAUAUAGAUUCAGCCGACAACACCCCGACGGCCGAAUACGUCGGCGCCGGUGAACGGGCAGCGUCACCAUUGUUCUGUCCAAGCCCAGAUGUAAACACAAAAGCAGAAAACUUCAUAUCAAAGUUUAGAGCUGGAUUAAAGCAAGAAAAAAUCAACUCCUUCAACAAAAAUGAUCAAGGACGAAGCUUAUCAAAUCUAGGCCCAGGAGUAGGCCAGAGUUAGAUAAAAAGUUUGAUUCUUUUUCUUACCACAUUGAUUGAUUUGUUGAAGUUUUCAUUUAAACACUUUUGUUCAUGAUUGAGAUUUGAGGUGUUUUUUCAAGUUGUACUACAAUUGCAUGUAGCAAGAGAUUUAGUGCAUGAAUUGCAUUUACUAUAUACAGUUAUUAGUGUACAGAAAAUGGAGAGCUAGUCAGAAAAAAUGAUUGCAGUAGAGAGUUCAUUAUAGGUUGAAUAUUUGUUAAUUUUAUGUUUUUUGUUCAUUAAGUUAUGCAUGAAAUGUGUGAUUUUGAAUAAUCCAUCCAUGAUGAUGUAUUUGAUAAGAGGAAAUAAUAUUCGAUCUUCGAUUGUGGAGAUCUUUGUGUUAAGUGAUAGCUGACUUGAAUUUUCAAAUUAGAUAUUUUUAAAUAGGGUGUUUAUAUAUAUCAACACAUUAUAUGAUAUA